Messenger RNA from Salvelinus fontinalis (brook trout), 1409 nucleotides. RefSeq names its product prostaglandin D2 receptor 2-like. Gene Ontology annotation, molecular function: complement receptor activity; G protein-coupled receptor activity. Bases 97 to 1272 code for a protein of 391 amino acids. Lineage: Eukaryota; Metazoa; Chordata; Actinopteri; Salmoniformes; Salmonidae. Gene Ontology annotation, biological process: complement receptor mediated signaling pathway; inflammatory response; phospholipase C-activating G protein-coupled receptor signaling pathway. Gene Ontology annotation, cellular component: plasma membrane. The record is from RefSeq and is a predicted model, not a curated record. The transcript has a single exon.
CGUAAUGCCUCUUUGCCUUGUUUCUUUGCAGUGUUGUACACAGGAAUUCAGAGCCAAAGUGCAUAAAGUGUCAGAAGCAGAAUCUCAACUGUCAAGAUGACAAAUUCUAGCAGCAGCCCCGGCUACUGCCCUCUCAUCCAGGCCAUGGUGAACGCCAGCGUACCCUCCAACUCCUCGGCUGAGGUGGGGGCUCUGAGCCUGGCCACGGUGUGUCUCCACGGCCUGGUCUCCUCCUUCGGCAUCCUGGAGAACAUCAUCAUCUUGGGGGUCGUGGGUUUCCGUGUCCGCCGUACCGUCAUCAGCGUGUGGAUCCUCAACCUGGCUGCCUCGGACCUCCUGGCCACGGCGUCACUCCCCUUCUUCACCAUCUUCCUGGCCCGCGGAGCUACCUGGACCCUGGGAACCACCUUCUGCAAACUCCACUCCUCCGUCUUCUUCCUCAACAUGUUCGUCAGCGCCUUCCUGCUUGCGGCCAUCUCUCUGGACCGCUGUCUGGUGGUUCACAAGCCCGUCUGGGUCCACAACCGGAGGAACGUGCGGCUGGUCGGCAGGGUAUGUGGAAUCAUCUGGGCCCUGGCUGUGCUCUGUACGGUACCGUACUACCUAUUCCGGGAUACUAUUCAUCGGCAUGACGGGCGGAUCAUGUGUUACUAUAACUACGCCCAGUAUCUCCCUGUUAGGGAGUUUGACCUAAAAGAGCUGUGUGAGGCACGCCAGGAUGCCCUGGCCUUCUCUAAGCUCCUCCUGGCCUUCAUUCUUCCCCUGGUGGUCAUUGUGUGGAGCUAUGUCUCAGUGACCAUUAGUAUCGCGCGGCGUGGCCGCAACCGGCACCCUUUCCGCUUCGUUAGACUAGUGGUAGCGGUGUUGAUGAGCUUUGUGGUCUGUUGGGCUCCAUACCACGUCUUCAGUGUCCUGGAGGCUGUAGCUCAGUAUCGACCCUCCCUCCGGGGCCUCGUGGCCAGCGGCCUGCCCCCCACCGCCAGCCUAGCCUUCCUCAACAGUGUGCUAAACCCCAUCCUCUAUGUGUUCAGCUGCCCGGACCUGUGCCAUAAGAUCAGACAGUCCUUUGCGGCAGUAAUGGAGAGCGUGCUGGCGGAGGACCUAGGGGAGUGGUCACGGCGACAAAGCACGCAGAGAUCUUCCAUCAGUACCUCAGAGCUACUGCUGAAGGGGAGGAGGUCCCUCAACAAUGCCCCCAGCCUGAGAGGAAGAGACUCCAGGGUGGAGGAGGCGGCGGCACAGAAGACGAAGGAACCACACCCUGCUAACUGAGGUGGUGUUGUGUCAAUGACGGUUCCGGUGCCAAAGCCAGGUUCGCGUCUAGGUUCUGCAACAGUGGGAUACAUAAUGAUCCAUUUAUAAAUCAUUGCAUUUUGAAUCCGUGUUAUGUACAGCAUACACCCAGAAGG